GUUCCCCAGUUGCACAUAGGCUUUCGCGGCGCUCUGCUUUCGCCCGUGUUGUGGUGGCAAUCGCCUCAUUUUCUUCCGCAUCUGAGCUGACUAUUCUUGGGCUCCUCUCUUGACAUGCACCGGGCGAUUUUACUGACCUCUACGCUGCUAACGCUCCUGGUUCCCGGGCCGGCCCGCGGAUACUUCACAGAGGAACGCUGGAGUCCCGAAUCCCCCCUGCUCGCUCCCCGGGUCCUGGUCGCUCUGGUGUGCCGCAACUCCGCGCACUCUUUGCCUUAUUUUCUUGGAGGCAUCGACCGCCUGAACUAUCCCAAAGACCGUAUUGCCGUUUGGGUGGCGACAGACCAUAAUAUUGACAACACCACGGCGAUCCUGAGGGAGUGGCUGAUCCAGGUCCAGAGCCUCUACCACUAUGUGGAAUGGAGACCCCAGGAAGAUCCAAGUGGCUACGAGGACGAGACGGGUCCGAAGCACUGGACCAACCUGCGCUACGAGCACGUGAUGAAGCUGCGGCAGGCUGCACUGGACGCCGCCCGCGAGAUGUGGUCCGACUACUUCCUGCUGGUGGACUGUGAUAACCUGCUGACGGACCCGGAUGUGCUGUGGAAGCUGAUCCAGGAGGACAAGACCAUCGUGGCGCCCAUGCUGGAGUCCAGAGCCGCCUACUCCAACUUCUGGUGUGGCAUGACCUCUCAGGGCUACUACAAGCGCACGCCGGCGUACAUGCCCAUGCGUCGGCAGGAGCGGCGCGGCUGCUUGGCGGUGCCCAUGGUGCACUCCACCCUCCUCGUAGACCUGCGCAAGGAGGCGGCGCGCCAGCUGGCCUUCUACCCGCCGCACCCCGACUACUCCUGGGCCUUCGACGACGUCAUCGUCUUCGCCUUCUCCGCCCGCAUGGCAGAGGUGCAGAUGUUCCUGCUGAACAGAGAGACGUACGGCUACUUGCCCGUGCCCCUGCGAGGCCACAACACCCUGCAGGACGAGGCCGACAGCUUCCUGCACUCACUGCUGGAGUACAUGGUGAGGAAUCCACCUCUGGAGCCAUCUGUUCACCUCACUGUGACUCCCAAGCAGCCAGACAAGAUGGGCUUCGAUGAGGUCUUCAUGAUUAAUCUGCUGAGGCGCACUGACAGGAGGGAUCGGAUGCUCAGGACCCUCUACGAGCAGGAGCUCACCUGCAAAGUCAUCAAUGCGGUGGACGGCAAAGCGCUGAACUCAAGCCAGGUGGAUGCUCUGGGGAUCAAGAUGAUGCCGGGAUACAGCGACCCCUACCAUGGCCGCCCACUGACCAAGGGGGAGCUGGGAUGUUUCCUCUCCCACUACAACAUCUGGAAGGAGAUUGUGGACCGUGGCCUGCGGACCUCGCUGGUGAUCGAGGACGACCUGCGCUUCGAGGUGUUCUUCAAGCGACGCCUGCAGAGCAUCAUGGACGAGGUGGAGAGCCAGGGCCUGAAGUGGGACCUCAUCUACAUUGGGCGUAAGAGGAUGCAGGUGGACCACCAGGAGAAGUCCGUUCCCAACGUCCGCAACCUGGUGGUGGCCGACUACUCCUACUGGACGCUGGGCUACAUGAUGUCACUGAGCGGCGCCAAGAAGCUGCUGGCGGCCAAACCCCUGACCAAGAUGCUGCCCGUGGACGAGUUCCUGCCCGUCAUGUACAACAAGCACCCCGUUCAGGACUACAUGACCCACUUUGACCGGCGGAACCUGCACGCCUUCUCGGUGGAGCCGCUGCUGGUCUACCCGACGCACUACACGGGCGACCCGGGCUACGUGAGCGACACCGAGACGUCCGUCGUCUGGGACAACGAGACGCAGCGCACCGACUGGGACCGCAAGCGCUCGCGCAAGACCCGCGAGCAGGAGGAGCUGAGCGUGGAGGCGCAGAACUCCGACGUCCUCCAGUCGCCGCUCGACAGCACCGCCCGCGACGAACUAUGAGGGCAC
Molecule: messenger RNA, 1947 nt
Organism: Sardina pilchardus (European sardine)
Lineage: Eukaryota; Metazoa; Chordata; Actinopteri; Clupeiformes; Clupeidae
Gene: colgalt1b
Product: collagen beta(1-O)galactosyltransferase 1b
Exons: 12
Coding region: 115-1941 (608 amino acids)
Molecular function (GO): procollagen galactosyltransferase activity
Source: RefSeq, a predicted model, not a curated record